GGAGGAUCUGGCAACCCCGCGAGCUGCCUGGGCGCUUUGGUGAGCUCGUGAGGACAGCACGAGCGCUGAGUUGGAGUUUGGAGCUCAGCACGAUCACAUGCGGAUCCGCGUUUAUAAAGUGGGAUGGUGAGAGGGGGGCGCGCGUGAGGAGAUGGGCUGCGCCUCGGCUAAGCAGGUAUCGGCCGUGCCGAGUGACGACGAGGGCCGAGGAAAGGCCUACAGCAACGGAGACGUCUACUCCGAUGAGUACAGGAUGAAAGGGGUCGAGGAGGUGAAGUACAUGCGCGGAGAGGAAGACCGUGUAAACGCACGCAACCAGGAGAAUCUGGAAAAAAGUUCAGCACAGAACAAAACAAAGCUGCACAAAGAGGUGCCAGGAGCCAACGCCAACAGGCCCAAUAUUCAUACGUCAGAGAGUCAGCAGGAGUUCUUCAGAAUGCUGGACGAGAAGAUUGAGAAGGGACGAGACUACUGUUGGGAGGAAGAGCGAGCGAGAGAGAAUGAGAGAAAAACAGAGAGAACAUUCCCUUCUAUGGAGUGAAUUUAAAUCAGUGUUUUGUCUAUAAUUGUUCACAUUGGAACAGAGAGAGAGAGUGUGUGUGUGUGUGUGUGUAUGCGUGCAUGUGUGUGUGUGUGUGUGUGAGAACGUAAAAGCGAGUGUGAGCCUGCGAAAAGGGAAUUUCCCUCGAGAACUAUAACUCCGCCCCCUCACCCAACAUCCUCCUGCUUCCAUCUACGGUGGAAUAAUGAAAUGGACGUUUUGAUGGACAUCAGUCUGAGCAACCGAUCUACUGAGGAUUUAACCCCGCCCCUCUGCACCCCCUGCCACAACCUGAUUGGUUGCUUAUGGAUGCACAACUUCCUCCUGGACUGUGAGAGACAAUGAGACGAAAAGGAUGAAAAGGGAAACAGGAUGUUUUUGUGUCCUCGGGCAGAAAACAUGGGACGAAAUGUGUGUGUGUGUGUGUGUGUGUAUGUGUGUGUGUUUGAUAUGUAAAGAAAAACAGAAGAGAUAUUUUAAUAAGAGAGUUAUGAGGGAUGGAAAAAUUUGAACUCCUGCCUUUUGAAGGACUUUUUUUUUUAUUUGUGUAGUUUUCAUUUCUAUUAUUAUUUUUGUUGUUGUUGUUUUGUUUUUUUUGGCUCAUAUUAUAGCACAGUGCCCUCUUCAGACUAAAGAUGUAACGGACGGGACCACACUGACCCCUUACACACCCUUCACACACACACACUUGCAGAUCUGGCAUCGCCCCGCCUUGCUGUCGAGUUCUCGAACCUGAUUGGUCAGAAGGUCUUGAUCAAAUUUUCUCUAACAGUAGCACAGGUUUGUAUCAAAGCCCUCCCUCAUUUUAAUACUCAUUUCUAUGGCAACAGCCGUGUCACAGGGACUCGAGAAUAAGCCGGACGAUCCACACAAACCCGCGGCUGAUAAUAAUCUGAUUAAACACCUCACUCUAAACAUCUCAGAGCGUACAGAUCAAACUCCAGAAGUAAUGGCACCCAUUUCACCUUUUCUUUGACUUGCAGAAAUGCUUCGUCACUCUUCAGGGGUUCUGCUGGUCAAGAACCUCAUGGUUCUAUAUAGAACCCCAAGAACCCUAUUCUUUUUAAGUGUGCACAAUGUGACCUUGUUUCAAAUAGAACUUGUUGGUAAGUAUGAGAUUUCAAGCUAAUAAAACACAGUUGAAGGGUUUUACACUUCAGAUCUGACCCCUGGGGAUGGACAACACUGAAUCCCGGCUCUUCUUAAUCUUAGAACUUUCCUAAACCCUUCAUAAGGGUUUAGGAAACCUUCUUCUAAUUGACGUAUUUUUGCUUGUGUCUCGGCAACCCUGAUUGUCCUAAAUCCAGCGAGUGACCUCUUUAAAUAAUGGCUCGUCUCACGCUUUCGCGUCAGUGAUGAGAAAAAUGUUGCUAUGUAAAUCCUUCUCGGCUGUUUUAAGCCUCCUGAGAGACACAAAAGGCAAGAAAACAAAAGCGAGAGCAAAUUAUAUGAAUGUUUUUUUCUUAUUAUUCUUUGUAGGCUGUAUGAAGAGACUGGUGUUUGAUUGGACAGGGAUGUGGUAGCUUAGUGGUUAGGGUGUUGACCGGAAGGUCAUCAGUUCAAACCCCAGGUCCACCAAGCUGCCACUGCUGGGCCCCUGAGCAAGGCCCUUAACCCUCAAUUGCUUGGUUGUGUAAAUAAAAAAUUAAAUAAAUGAUAAGAGCGUCCGCCAGUAUAGCGUCAAGGUUUACAUGACCAGCCGUUCGUCGUUGAUUUCCAGCUUCCUCUAAUUUUUCAUUCAGUUCCUUAAAACAGUCUUCUUCCUCUUAUUAUUAUUAUUAUUUCUGACAGGCGUCCAGUUUGUAUUGAACAGACUCUUCCCCUGGUCACUCCGGGUUGACAUGUUUUCCAUCACCGCCGGACGUCAUUUUUAUCUAUUUUUUUCUUCAAUAGCUACAGUUUACACAUCGUUCUGGGUUUCCGUGACGGAACAUGAGGUCUUCGUGCGCUGUUCAGUCUGUUCUGAUCGGGAUGUCGUGACGUUGUAACGCCGCAUCGUUCCGCAAAGUAGAGUUUACAUUAAAAACAAAAAACGCACCGAUCCUGCGUCAUGACCCCAGGAAAAACCCGGAUCCCGUGUGACACGUGUGAAACGUCCCUCUAAAUGGGGUUAAAAGCGAUGUUUAGGAUGACGAUAAGCGAUACAGUGGAGUCAGAUGUGAAACCUGCUCAGGGGGAUCUACCAGGGUUAUUGAGAUGUUUGAGAAACCCUGCUUUAAAUCAGCUUCAGUUUAUUUAUUUGUAUAGUGCUUUUAACAAUGCACAUAGAAUAAAAAUAAAAAAUUUUGAAGUUGGUAUUCAUCCCUAACAUUUAUCCCUAAUGAGAAGCCUGAGGUGACGAAAAGGUGGUGAUGGAAAAACUCCCUGAGAUGAUCCGAGGAAGAAACCUUGAGAGGAACCAGGCUCAGAAGGAAACCUUUAUCCUCAUUUGGGUGACACUGGACAGGAAAUGAUGUCAGUGUAAAUAACAUCCUUUAAAUGACGCAGUAGAGUGUAACGCAGGACACACACACACACACACAGGACUAUGUUAACUGACAAAAACACAUCCAUCAGAUGUAAACAGACGAGCACAGACCCUGUGAAAGAGCUGAUAUGAUAUCAGCAUGAGACACGAGAUCCAUCCACAAGCCCCACCCCCUGUCUGCUCUGUCAGCCAAUCAGGAAGAGCAAAAAUAUAUAAAUAAAAUGCUUAACACUGUUGACUCUAAUUUCAUUCUAUGAACCUUCACAGUGUGUUAUCUAAAUUUUUUUAUUUAUUUAUUUAUGAAUAAGUGGUAUUUUCCAGACUGGUGUUUUCCAGGUUGGGAAAUUUUCCACCUCCUCAGCUGUUUUUUAUCGGACCGAUCUGGGAAGUGGUGGCUGUCAUCCCAACCCACCUCGCCUGGGACCCCCCCAGCACCCCCCACCCCACCCCCACCCCACCUACAGUGUACAGGUCUGGGUUGCUUUGAGAAAACACUGGAUUUUCCAAAAUGUGGGAAAAUGUCAAUCUGGCAACCUGACCAGUAUUUUGUGCUGUGUUUUAUAGUAGCCUCACACACACACACGCGCACACACACACGCACACACACACACACACACACACAGGGAGUGUGAGAGGUGGUGAGGUGACAGUGUGACUCCGGCCUGUUCCCCGCUUCUGUUUUUUCCUGAAUAUCCUCCUUUUUUUGGGGAAUGAUGUUAUUUUCA
Molecule: messenger RNA, 3733 nt
Organism: Hemibagrus wyckioides
Lineage: Eukaryota; Metazoa; Chordata; Actinopteri; Siluriformes; Bagridae
Exons: 6
Coding region: 152-541 (129 amino acids)
Source: RefSeq, a predicted model, not a curated record